Molecule: messenger RNA, 366 nt
Organism: Hydatigera taeniaeformis
Lineage: Eukaryota; Metazoa; Platyhelminthes; Cestoda; Cyclophyllidea; Taeniidae
Source: the annotation of a GenBank genome assembly
AUGUUUCUUUUCAUGUAUGGAAUUUUCAUGAUUUCAUUGAAUGUAGUUAGGCGAGCGGUGGCUCAUCUGCUACGACCUGGAGAUGCCUCGGAGAAGGAGAAUCAAGGGAAUUUUCAAAAACAGGAGCAUCAUGGUGGCCUCUUCAGUGGGUUGAGUGGUGGGAGUGCGGCGGCGCUGCUUGCCCGCCUUGGCGGGGGCGGUGACGGUUCGUCGUCUCUUCUGGGCGAGGGCGGUAAGCCUGUUCGUCUUCCCGCCAACCUCAUGGCUGAUUCAAAAGCCAAAUUCGGCCUCAAUCAAUUCGAUGUUGUGGUCAGUAAUCUCAUUAGUGUCAAUCGAUCUCUCCCCGAUGUGCGACACCCGUCGUAA